CGCCUGCCACGCGCGCAACACGCAACUCGCCUCUGCCCGCUCCACACACCCUCCACAGGUUCCCGGGAUGACGCCGCCGGCGCUGCUGCUGCUCCUGCUUCUGAUGGCCGCGGGCGGCGCGCUGCAGUCCCGCGCCGACGCCGACGCCGAGGCGGCCGCCGUGGACGACGAGGGCGCCGGCGGAGACGGCGACGGCGAGCUGGGGCUGGUGCAGACGACGCCACGCAGCAACUUCCUGCGCCUGGGCCGGGCCGGCGGCGCGCACUCCGCCUUCCUGCGGCUAGGCAGGGACAGGGCCUCCUCGGGCUUCCUGCGGCUGGGCCGCGGCUCCGAGCGCAACUUCCUGCGCUUCGGCAGGUCCCGGCAGGACGGGGAGCAGGUGGCCGAGGACGACGAGCUGCUGUCCAGGGCGGGCCGCUCCGGCAUGGCGGACCCUCUGACGCGCCACGACCGCAACUUCAUCCGCUUCGGGCGCUCGGGGCGCUCCGGGACCGCGCAGCAGCAGGCAGGCGCCGAGCCAGCUCUGUGGGCGGCGCUGCUGGACCCGCGACUGGCCGUGCUGCCCGCGCCAGCGGGCGCCGACGACGCCGACGUGGACGGCGCCGCCGGCAGCGGCAGGGGCCGCGUCUCCACCAGGAGCUUCCUCCGGCUGGGCUAGGCCGCCCUCUCGCCCUCGUCCUCUUCAGAGCACCACACAGGAAAGCGGUGGCGCACACCGUUCAAAGAAAAUUAAUUCCUAUGUCGUCUUCAUUUGCGACCAGUUCGUUUCUAUAAAAAUUUUCGUAGCAUCUCUUUGUUGGUUACCACACAACAGGUGGCAAUUUCAUGUUGAUGAAGUUUCACUUAGUAAUUAUUUAUGUUCGUGAAGAUUCAUUGUUAUUUAUUUGAAAAUUCAUAAAUACUUUGCCUGAUCGUAGAGCAAUGAUUAUUGCCAACACUUGGCAUAAAAUUCAGAUAAUGCAAUGUAAAAACUUUACUGGAUCGUGUAGCCAGUUUGCAUUCCUUUAAUUAUGUGUUUAAUUAUUUAGUCUUAAAGUUUGAUAAUGUAAAAUGGUAUUAAGGAAUAAAUUCUCAUAAUUUAAUUGCUGUUGAUUCCCUGGAGAGGACGAAUUGAGAUUGUGAGGCCUUUAAAUACCUAAUGUACUCUGAAGUUUCUAUUAUUCUUAUUACUACCUUCGUCACUGUUUAUUUCAAAAUUUAACGUAGCGCACAAUGUAACGUUCUGUACCCUGUGUAGCUAAGGACUUUCAUUGUUCUAACAAUUGUUAUUCACUUCUGUGCAUGUGACUAAUAAAGUUUUACUUUCAUUGA
Molecule: messenger RNA, 1311 nt
Organism: Schistocerca gregaria
Lineage: Eukaryota; Metazoa; Arthropoda; Insecta; Orthoptera; Acrididae
Gene: FMRFa
Product: FMRFamide neuropeptides
Exons: 4
Coding region: 68-658 (196 amino acids)
Source: RefSeq, a predicted model, not a curated record